Molecule: messenger RNA, 994 nt
Organism: Poeciliopsis prolifica (blackstripe livebearer)
Lineage: Eukaryota; Metazoa; Chordata; Actinopteri; Cyprinodontiformes; Poeciliidae
Product: NACHT, LRR and PYD domains-containing protein 3-like
Exons: 7
Coding region: 119-994 (291 amino acids)
Source: RefSeq, a predicted model, not a curated record
CUCCAGUCAGUUUGUAGAGUCUCAGUUUGUUGUUUAAAUUUUCUUCUUUAACUCUUUGGAUAUUUUGAACAAACUGUGAAGCUAGAAAGUGUGUGUGAGCUGAUGUGGAUUCAGCAGCAUGGAUCAGUGUGAGGACAGAGAGGAGGGAGUCCCUCCCUCUAAAACCACUCUGUGUGGGGAAGAUGAGAGCCAGGGCAAAGGUCAGAGGAUCCAUCAGAAACUCAAACCAGAACCAGAACCAGAACCCAGCUGUGUGUCCUUUAAGAGCGACAGGUCAAAGGAUGAGUUGAUUUUCUUUAAAUCUCCUGGAUCUCCACCAUCAGAGAGAGUGGACCAGCAGAGCUCAGAGGUUCCCAGUGGUCCAUCUGUCCACCAGCAUCAAACACAGCUGGACUCCAUAUUUAUGUUGCUGGAGGACAACAUUGUCACUUUUGUGAAGGAAGAACUGAAGAAGAUCCAGAAAGUUCUGAGUGCAGAUGAUCCAGAAUGGUCUGAGAGUCAGAGAGAUGAUGAGGUGUUGGAAGGUGAUGAUGAAGAGCAGAGGAGGAGCAGCAGAGAGGCAGUGAUGAAGAUCACACUGAACUUCCUGAGGAUGAUGAAGCAGGAAAAGCUAGCUGACCAUCUGCAGAGCAAACAUGUUGCUACAGUUUGUCAACAUCAACUUAAAUCUGGUCUGAAGAAGAAGUUCCAGUCUGUGUUUGAGGGGAUUGCUAAAGCAGGAAGUCCAACCCUUCUGAACCAGAUCUACACAGAGCUCUACAUCACAGAGGGAGGGACUGGAGAGGUCAAUGAUGAACAUGAGGUCAGACAGAUUGAAAUAGCAUCCAGGAAACCACACAGACCAGAAACAACAGUCAGACAAGAAGACAUCUUUAAAGUCCCACCUGGAAGAGAUCAACCAAUCAGAACAGUGAUGACAAAGGGAGUGGCUGGCAUUGGGAAAACAGUCCUAACACAGAAGUUCACUCUGGACUGGGCUGAAGACAAAUUAUAA